AUGAAUCGUCAUUCCGCUAGAGAAUACUCUAUCUGGAAUAUGCUACACUAUGGUAAGGGAAGGCUCCCUGACGACGAUAGCGAAGAUGAAGAAUCGGAGGUCGGCGUUUACGAUGAGAAAAUGGCAACAGAAGAACCUGUAACCGUUGAGGUCGAUCAUGACAAGAAGAAGUGGCUCAGAAAGUUGACAUUAGCUUUGACCAUCCUGAUUGGAAUUUUUUACUUGGUUUUGAGCAGUAAGGGUGGAGUUCUUGAUAAUCACCUAACCCAUAUCCAUGAUAUGGCUCUUGUGGAAGAGCAUGCUGGUGCAAGACCAUGUCAUGCCGCUGACUUAUUCAAUGAUGCUCAUGAGAAUAAAGCUUCUUUGAAGACUAGUUCUAGCCCAAAUACCGACUCUGGUCACAGUUCUGGUCAUGGAUUCAAAGAACACGAGAAAGAUAAGUUUGAUCAUAAGGAAGCUGCACCUCAUCAUAGGCCCGAGAGCUCCGAUGAGAUGGUUCAUGAGUCUAAAAAUAAGGAAGAUGGUUCACAUGAUGAAUCUGGAUGGAAAGAACAUCACAAGUUUGAUCACAAGGGAAGACCUCACCACAAACCAGAAGACUCUGAUGAGCUGGCUCAUGAAUUUAAGCAUAAGGAACACGGCUCUCAUGAGUCUGAUCAUGUAACAAGCCAUAAGCCAAGCUUCUGGGAAAAAUUUGUUGAUUUAAUGCCUGGGUGCAAAACCAAGGAGGAGCAUAAAGAAAAGCUGAUGCACCAUUUCAAAAACAAGGUUGCACAUAAAUCUGGCCACGGGUCAUCCCGUCAUUCAUAUGAUAGGCACAGAUCAAAGCACUCUUUGUUCAAUUCUUUAAGAUUAUUGCCGGCUCAGAUACAAAGCUCUAAUUCUCCUAGGGAAGUUAUAGAGGUGAGCUAUCCCUUUGACCCAGAGUUGAAAUAUGGUAAAGUUGUGUAUUCUUCUGUUUUGGUAAACCAUUCCUUCGGUAACUCUUAUGGGCAUCCUUUCCAAGGUAAAUUUUCGCCACCAAAAGAUAUUGCUUUUAACCGUGCUGCGAUAACUUUGAACACUACCGUUUCAGGAGUGCAGUAUGACAGAUUAGCGAACUUAUUUGUAAACGGUGUUGAAGUGUGGAGGACUUCUACGAUUGAACCAGGAAGAGAUACUGCAUUCUCGAGCUUCAAGAAGGAUAUAACUUCAUAUGUUAACCUAUUCAAAGAUGAUGCUGAUAUAUUGUUCGAGUUGAAUAAUCUCCUAAACCACAAAUUGACAGGUUCGUUCGAUAUUCUUAUGACGAUUGACUUCUAUUUUGAUCCUUCGGGAGAACUGUUUAAGCCCGAAGCUGAUGCUGAAGACUUGGGUGAGAAGUAUGAGUUGUUUUCUGUUCGUAGGCCGGCAGACAAGGUGUUACCAAUAACAGUUAAAGACGAAUACAAGAACGCUCAUUCUCAUUAUCUUCCUAAUGAUAAAGUUUCUAUUCAGUUGCCCAGUUUGUCAGCUAACACGACUAGAUUGUUGUUAUCUGUCGUAGCUUCAGGAAAUGCUGACGAAGAAUUCUGGUACACAAACGUUAUAGAUAGAUUGAAGCAUGCCUUUCACAAAAGAGAUGUACCAUUAUUGGGCCAUGGACCCAUGAGAUAUGUCAAUGUUUAUCUCAAUGGAAAGAAAGUGAGUGUUCAAGUACCUGAACCAGUCAUAUUCACUGGUGGCAUUUCUCCUGCAUUUUGGUCAGCUACAGUUUCAACCGAUACUUUCGAUGUUCCAUCAUAUACUUUCGAUCUUAGUGGGUUGUUACCCUUACUUUGGGAAAGUAAUUAUGAUCCAAGUGAAGUGAACUUGUCUAUUGAAAUAACAAAUGGGUUAACCGAGCUCGGUAAGCAAGAAGGGCCAAUGGUAGGACACAAUUGGAUCACAACCGCUCAUUUAUUGACUUAUGAAAAUGAUCAAGUUUUGAAGUCUACUGGAGAAGUUAUAAAUAUUGACGAUACAAAGAAAUCAAAUGUUGUUGCUAUACACCCUCCAUCUACAGGUACUUUGCAACAGGUUGUCGAUGGUAAGUUUGGUGCAGAAAUUUCAAGUAACUUAGUGUUUACUCUUAGAGAUGGAUCUGUGUUGAAUACGACUUUCUCAUUUGUUACGAACGCCUCGACCUCAAAUGUGCAAAGCUAUUCUGGAUAUGGUGUUCGUCAGAACAUAGUACAUUCCAGUACUUCUAAGCUGCUUUUGAGUAUCAUUGAUAACAACUCAAAGAAGCCGGUCUUAAUAUUCCGUAACAGAUUGAAUUAUCCUUUAGUACUUUCUCUGACCGAAGAGAAUAGAAGCACACCGGAUGAAUUGAGAUUGCAUUAUGAUUUUUCUCUUGUGCAUAGCAAAGAUGAAAGAAUGCUAAUUAAUGAUAAAACUAUAGUUGCAAUUGAUAGACCUCAAAAUGGUACCUCAGAAUUUCUUCUUGCUCCCAGUGGUAACCAUGGUCUGGGAAAGAUUGAUACUAAAUACAAGUUGAAAGUAUCGUCUCCUGAUAAUUCUAAGCACUACUUAAGAGCAGUCAAAGCGGUAAAUGGAACCGUAACGAAUGAUGAUACCUCCGAUUGGACCGAUUCUUUACCUGGAAAAUUUACCAUGAAACUUACUGAUGAAACAAACCAUUAUGAUAUACUUCAACAAGCGUUCACUACCUUUGGUUACAAUUUCGACUAUGAAAAUGGACAUGGAACUCCAGCCUUGAAUGACGAGGCUGUUGAAUUGAAAGCCGAUGAAUGGAGCAAAAAAGCUCCUCAUUCAAGGGAGAGAAAGUUCAAGAAAUUGAUUAAACCGAGAAGACAUUGA
Messenger RNA from Priceomyces carsonii, 2820 nucleotides. It is a transcript of the gene PNG2, whose product is annotated as Png2p. Lineage: Eukaryota; Fungi; Ascomycota; Pichiomycetes; Serinales; Debaryomycetaceae. Bases 1 to 2820 code for a protein of 939 amino acids. The transcript has 2 exons. The record is from RefSeq and is a predicted model, not a curated record.